This is a messenger RNA of Pseudocercospora fijiensis CIRAD86, 811 nucleotides long. RefSeq lists its product as uncharacterized. The annotation marks the transcript as partial. Gene Ontology annotation, cellular component: cytoplasm; nucleus; ribonucleoprotein complex. Gene Ontology annotation, molecular function: mRNA binding. The record is from RefSeq and is a predicted model, not a curated record. The transcript has 8 exons. NCBI's taxonomy places the organism in Eukaryota, Fungi, Ascomycota, Dothideomycetes, Mycosphaerellales, Mycosphaerellaceae.
CGCGACAUCAUCGAGGUCCGUCGGCGAGCCUCAUCAUUCUCGCGCCUCACUCCUUUCCAUACCACCCAGGAUUCCUGCAGGGCUGGCGCUUGGCCUGGAAGACGACCAAUUGACCCGCCACACACCUCCGAGCUUGUCGUCGCACGCAGCGCAACCGCACGCAUCGCGCAGCUGCCAACACCAUGAGCCAGGCAGGAGAUCGUGACGGCGCCUCUGGCCCGCCUGCUUCCGUGAGCAACACGCGCCUCUAUCUGGGAAACCUCCCUCGCAAUGCUACCAAGGCCGAUGUUGAGAACCAUUUCAACACCCAUGGCACCGGCGAGAUCACGGAGAUCAAGCUCAUGAAUGGCUUCGGCUUUAUCGAAUACAAAGAUGCUAUGGAUGCGCGUGAUGUCGUGCCAGCCUUCCAUGGAUCUGAGUUUAUGGGCGAGCGCCUCGUCGUUCAAUUCGCAAGAGGCUCCACCCGCCCGCGAGAGGGAUUCGAGCACCAACCGCGCAUGGCUCCUCGACCUCGUCGUACCAUCCACAGGAUGACCAUCACCGGCCUCCCAUUCGAGACCAGCUGGCAGGACCUGAAGGAUUUCGCACGUCAGUCCGGACUGGAUGUCGUCUACAGCGAGGUCAACCGCGAGCGCGACCCCAGCGGUACCGGCAAAGGCUUCGUCGAGUACGAGACUGCCGCCGACCUAGCAUCUGCUGUCGAGAAGCUCGACAACUCAGAAUUCAAGGGUUCAACGGUCCGCUGCAUUUCGGACCCUCAAACCGACAUUCCCCGCCCACGCGAGCGAUUCCGAUCACGCUCUCCAGGCUU